Molecule: messenger RNA, 1221 nt
Organism: Exserohilum turcica Et28A
Lineage: Eukaryota; Fungi; Ascomycota; Dothideomycetes; Pleosporales; Pleosporaceae
Exons: 2
Coding region: 67-1221 (384 amino acids)
Biological process (GO): mitochondrial respiratory chain complex I assembly; biosynthetic process
Cellular component (GO): mitochondrion
Source: RefSeq, a predicted model, not a curated record
GUUUGCAUUGCGCAAUGGCUGUUUGCAGUGUACCAUAAUCCUUGACCACUGUUAGAAAAAGUUUCAAUGCCGCCACCAAGGCUCUGCACAGCUCCCUUCCGGCGCAUAGAUUGCUACCCAAGGCCUCAGCGGAGGUUGUUCCAUGCUUCUCGAUGCCUCAAUAGCGCAGCAAGGCCUUCUGAGGAUGAGGUUGCAAAGGCUCGCGCAUAUUGUGCAAACUUAGUCAGAGCAUACGACGCACCCUCCCACAUUCUACAGACCUUCAUACCACAAUCCUCCCGCGAUACUUACCUCGCUAUCCGCGCCUUCAAUGUCGAUGUCGCCCGCGUCGCUGAUACUACAAGCACACCCACCAUCGGCAUGAUGCGCAUGCAGUUCUGGCGGGAUACCGUAACCAAAGCGCUCGCAGGAACCCCACCAAAAGAGCCAGUCGCCAUUCUGCUGGCUCGAGCGGCAGAGGACCUGCAUGAACGCUCAGAGGGAAAGGCACGUCUAAGCAAGAAUUGGUUCCACCGCAUCAUCAACACGCGCGAACAGCAUCUAGGGAACCCACCGUACCCAACCCUGAGCGCAUUAGAGAGUUAUGCCGAGAACACAUACUCAACUAUGCUGUAUCUGACGCUCUCUGCGCUGCCGCAAGCAUCCCUUACAACCGACCAUAUUGCAUCACACAUUGGAAAAGCAAUGGGUAUUGCUGCAGUGCUACGAGGCAUACCCCUUAUCGCAUUUCCGCAGCAACAGCCCCUUGGCACUAGCAACUCCAUGACGGGCCAAUCGGGACCAACCCAGGGCGCUGUUCUCCUACCCCUCGAUGUCAUGGCCGAAGCCUCGGUCCGCGAAGAAGACGUAUUCCGACAAGGCGGCUCCGCCCCUGGUCUCCGCGAUGCCGUCUUCACCGUCGCCACACGUGCAAACGACCACCUCAUCACGGCCCGUGAAAUUUUGUCCAAGCUGCGGUCCGAAGGCACGCUUGGCCACGAUUUUGAACAUCAGAACGACGGGGGCCAUGAGUAUAGCGUGCAGCAGAUGAACACGGGGCAAGAGGCGCAAUUGGCAGAAGUAGAGCAGGCUUUUGGCGUUUUCAUGCCCAGCGUUGCGACUCAGGCGUGGCUGGACAGAUUGCAAGGAGUCGACUUUGAUAUUUUCAAUCCAACGCUGAGAAAGGUGGAUUGGAAGCUGCCUAUGAAGGCUUACUGGGCGUAUACUCGACAGAAACUAUAA